UACUAAAAAAUUUGUAUUUACUAAUCACAAGAUUAAUAAAUUGUGAUAAUUAUAUAUACUUGUUCAUAAAUAAUGUCCUAUUGUCAACAUUAUAGACUGGUAUUAGUAUACAGGGUAUCCACACCUAAGUGUGACAAUUUGGAAGAUUGGAACAUUUAUUUAAAUGUUUUAGUUAAAGGUAAGUAUGCAGACAACUUAAUUUUAAUUUCUCAAAAUAUGAAAUAUCGCGAUAUCACACUUGGACGUGGACACCUUGUAUGUACUGCCAAAGCAAGUACAAGAAAUCGUAAAACAUUCCACAAUAUGUAAUCACUUCAUUCUCCAUCUUUAAAAAUAUGAAUGCAGAUAAAUACGAAAAUAAAAAUAAUUAGAGUAAUCGUCAGCAAUGAGGUUAUAUCUUUAAUGCCGGUUUAUAUCAUAACAUUUAUGAACAAAAGUAAGAGUCAUUACCGAAAAACUAAUCGAGCGAGAACAUGUCAUUAUCUAGUUUCACUUUCUUUUGUAAGUCAAGUCAAAGUUCACUAGCUCCAAUCAUUUUCAAUAUUUCGAAAUAUAGCAUUCCGAAGUUUUUCUCGACCAGUUCGAUAAAAAUGAGUCGACCGAAGGUUUUAAUUACUCGUCCAGAUGUUCCAAUUGGAGGAAUAAAUUUACUUAAAGAACAAUGUGAUUUAAUUAUAGGAGAUAAACCUCAACCAAUUCCUAGGUCUGAAUUAUUAUCAAAAAUAAAAGGUGUAGAUGGAGUUUUCUGUGUGUUGACCGACAAAAUAGAUGAUGAAGUUCUAGAAGCAGCAGGAUCACAAUUAAAAGUUGUUGCUUCUAUGUCAGUGGGCUUUGACCAUUUGGAUUUGAAAUCUUUGAAACGGAGAAAUAUCAAAGUUGGUUAUACUCCUGGUAUUUUAACUGAAGCAACAGCUGAAUUAACUAUAGCAUUACUUUUAGCUACAUCUAGGAGAUUAAUAGAAGCAAAUAGAGCUAUUUACAAGGGUGAAUGGACAUCAUGGGGACCUAUUUUUAUGUGUGGCCCUUCAUUAUCUGGAUCUACAGUUGGGAUUGUAGGAUUUGGUCGUAUUGGUACUCAACUGGCAAAAUGUCUCAAAGGCUUUAAUGUUGCUAAAAUAUUGUUUACGAGUAGAACCCCUAAACCAGAAGCAUCCCAUCUUGGAGAACGAGUAACAUUUGAUGUACUUUUACAAAACAGUGACUUUGUAAUUGCUACAACAGCUUUAACACCAGACACAAGACAAAUGUUUAACAAAAGUGCAUUUGAAAAGAUGAAAAAAUCUGCCAUAUUUGUAAAUAUCAGUAGAGGCGAAGUUGUUGAUCAACCAGCAUUAAUAGAAGCUUUAAAAACUGGAAAAAUUAGAGCUGCAGGCUUAGAUGUUAUGACGCCAGAACCUAUCCCAUUAGACAGUGAAUUAUUAAAAUUAGAUAAUUGCGUGGUACUACCGCAUAUUGGUAGCGCUGCUACGGAGACACGAGAGGAAAUGUCAAAAAUUACUGCUAGAAAUAUACUUGCAGUUUUAAAUGGAGUUCCAAAUGAAAUGCCUUCUGAGCUUCAAAUAUAAAUACACAAUGUAUUAUAUAUUUAAGUUAAUUAAACUAUUAAGCGUAUAUCGGACAGUUAAUAAAAAUAAGCUUUGAAUACACUAUUCA
Molecule: messenger RNA, 1653 nt
Organism: Megachile rotundata (alfalfa leafcutting bee)
Lineage: Eukaryota; Metazoa; Arthropoda; Insecta; Hymenoptera; Megachilidae
Product: glyoxylate reductase/hydroxypyruvate reductase
Cellular component (GO): cytosol
Molecular function (GO): glyoxylate reductase (NADPH) activity; hydroxypyruvate reductase (NADH) activity; NAD binding
Source: RefSeq, a predicted model, not a curated record